UUUACAACAAUUGAUCCUCUCAAUGUUUUCUACCAACAGUCAGAAAUAAAGAAAGCUGUAAUUGAAUAAUAACAUCGCUACUUUGCGGAUUGCGCAUUUUGCCUUCAGUUUAAUGUAUCGCGUGAGAUUUUCUACGUUGUAUACGACAAUGGUAGAAAGGAAAAGAACGAGGACAAAGUAAAUUCCGCCCCUCUGUGGGCUUCGUCACUUCAUUGCUUCUCAUCGAUAAUUUUUAUUCCAAGUUUCGUUGUGAUGCCAUAAUGAAAUCAUUUGACUAGCCAUCAUUUAGUACCUCUGCAUUUUGAAGUAUCGUGUUCAGCAUUUGUUAUGUUGAAAAUUGUUAUAACAACCGUAAUACUAGCAUCAAAUUCUUUGGAUCAGCUCUUAUGGCUCUGCGUAUGAUGUCGGCCAUAGUGCCAGGAUCGCAUAACAUAGCAGAUAACAAUCAAAUGUCCAACCACACCGCUGAUAGGCAAAAGUUACAAGAAGAUCUCCUUGCGGCUGCAAAACAGUGUCAUGUUAGAUUUGGUGGUCGUGCAGAAUUGGCAACAGAGUCAGAGGCAUGCGUAUCUCAGUUGUGUUAUAUAUUUGAGCAGAUUUUUAGCCAUGGACUGCGUAUUAAUCGUAUUGAGAAACUCAAUUCUGCGUUAAGACAUGUAUCCGACUUGGUCUCUGGUGGGUCCUCAAAGACUACAAGCAUUCCAGAUAUGGCAUUCUGGCCAUGUAUUCGAGAGCAGCUCACAUGGCAUGAGCAAGAACGCUUCUGUGUCUUAAGAAAAGUUCAUACGGAUUACGGUCGUGGUCGUGCGUGGCUCAGAGCAGCCUUAAAUGAACGAUCUCUUGAGCGUCAUUUACACGCCAUAAUUAAUUCUGACACCCUUAGUCCAUUUUACGAAGAAUGGGCAUUUAUACUCGACCAGGAGAGAUCAUCCGUGCUACCACACGUAGCUGCAGGUCUUGGAACUAUUCUAUUUGCCAUAAGGAUAGACAACGAAGAGCUCGACGACAGAUCCGGUGGAAGCGAAAUUGGCAGGUGCAGAGUUUCGCAAUCAGAGCCAAUUAUUUCGUCCGUAAUACCAGGCACGUCAAGUACGGAUUUGGAGAAGCGCCGAAAGAAAGUGCCAACUCAUAUUAUAUCGUUUGAUAACGAAGAGGAAGAGGAGCAGGAAGAACGUGAUUUUAGUAUAUCUGCCGUAUCCGUCAGCGCUCCGCCAACUUGUCUCAAUUCUCCGAUAGUAGCGUCUACCAAAAACUCGCUAUCUCCUUCCGUUUUCCCAUUGCCAGUACAACAGCAACGCGAUACCAGUAAUAUAGUCCUGAAUGUGAAGCCAGUGGAUUGGUCUUGUAGUGAAUCUCUUGAUGAGGAGAGAGUAUUAACGCCGAUUACGGAUUCAGGAAAUAUGGGAGGACUUGUUCCUGUUUCUCCAUUAGAACAAACUCUAGAUGAUCUUUUAGUUACACCCUCAAUGUACCCAGACGAGUCUACAGAGGUUACGGAAGCUGCUGUAGAAGCUACAGAGCCACUGGUGGGUCUGGAUAUGCAUGCAGAUGCUGAGAACCUUGACGUAGAUGCUCUGCGUAUUAGAUUAAUAGCUAUGGGUGAGGUUUUAGAGCAGGCUAGGGAAGAUGCUGUAACAAGUAGAUUACAGCUGGCCAGAUUUCAAAGGCAGCAUCAAGACUAUCUUGAAAGGCACGAUCUGCAAUUACAAACUUUAAAUAGAGAGAACGAACUUUUGCGACAGCAAUUACGCAAGUACGUAACUGCUGUUCAAAUGUUGAGGAGAGAUUCGGACUCUACUACAGUAUCUGAGGAGGAACAGUCUUUGGAUUAUCAUAGCGAAGCACAGCAGUAUCAGGAUAAACUGAUUCAAGUCGCCGAAAUGCAUGCAGAACUUAUGGAAUUCAAUGCCAGAUUGACAAUGCAGUUGACAAACCGGGACAGGCUGGUAAAGUUACUGCAAGCCGAACUGGAAUGUCUUCGUGGUCCGUUAAGUGAGGAUGAUUUACCUUCAGAACCUCCUUGUCUUAUUCAUAUAUGGAUACCAUCAGCUUUCCUUACCGGACAAUCAUCUGAUGUACAUCAUGUCUACCAGAUAUACGUCCGUAUCAGGGACACCGAGUGGAAUAUUUAUCGGCGUUAUGCGCAAUUUUAUGCUCUCUACAAGGAGCUCAAAAAGCACGACGCCAUUGUGACGACUUUUGAAUUUCCACCAAAAAAGACAAUAGGAAAUAAGGAUGCCAAAUUCGUAGAAGAGAGGAGGCAAAAGCUACAGCAAUGGUUACGAAGAGUCGUCGGUCGAUUGGCUCAGUGUUCACCAGCAUUUUCUUCAAGGCCGAGUAGACAAACUCUUGUAUCUCUGAUGCCUUUCUUUGGCGACCUACCGAAUAAUGAAGAUUCGAGAAAGAAGAGCAAUUCUACGAGAAAUACGUUUUCCUCCUCGCCUCAAUACAUGGGUCUAUAAUCAGUAAUGCUUUUAUAGAAAAUUUGUACAUACAAAAAUUUUAUUUAGUGUACCAACGUAUACCUAUAUAUAUAUAUAUAUAUCGGAAUAUAUAUAUAUAUAUAUAUAUAUAUAUAUAUAUAUAUAUAUAUCUGUGUAUAGAUAUAAAUAUAAUGCGUCUAAUAUGUAUUAAAGAUAAUUAAAAGCUGGCCUUUUAUACAAACGAUAGUAUUAAUAAUUCCAUUCAUUUUUAAAUAACGUGUGAGGGAUCGUGCGACAGAUUUUUCCAUUGUUACCUGUUUGUUCCCAUUGUUGUACUACAAUUGUUGUGUUCCUGCGAGUGGAACGGUAAACAAAAAUCUAACACGACUUAUCUGUGAUCCUAUCGUGUAAAAACUGCUCGAUUCUUAUAGUGUUCAUAUAUUCUUCAAUUCAAAAGCAGUAAUAAUAUCGAGUUUCCCAGUGUUAAUUAUUUUUGUCUUUACAAAUAAAUUUUGUUGCGGAUGCAUCGAA
This is a messenger RNA of Cephus cinctus (wheat stem sawfly), 2954 nucleotides long. Its product is annotated as sorting nexin-29. The record is from RefSeq and is a predicted model, not a curated record. Gene Ontology annotation, molecular function: phosphatidylinositol binding. The transcript is spliced from 12 exons. Lineage: Eukaryota; Metazoa; Arthropoda; Insecta; Hymenoptera; Cephidae. Bases 387 to 2462 code for a protein of 691 amino acids.